AUGUCACAUCGUACAACCGCUGGUGGUAUUGGCUUUGCUGUUAUGCAAAAGCAAGCAUCUAAAUUCAAUCCUGAUGAAGCAGAAAGUUUGUUGGAAUGGAUUAAAAAAAUGAGCGGUGAAAAUAUUUCAACCCAAGGAACACCUGAGAAUUUCUUGAAAUUACUAAAGGAUGGAACUCUCCUUUGCAAAUUAGCAAAUGGUAUUGAGCCGAACGCUAUAAAAAAGAUUCAAAAACCAAUUUCAAAUUUUGCAUGCAUGGAAAAUAUUAACGCAUUUGUUGCAUGGGCUAAAACGAUGGGUGUACCAACGGAGGAAACUUUCCAAACAGUUGACCUUUUUGAGGGUCGUGAUCUAUUUUCUGUUUGCGUCACACUAUUGUCGCUUGGCCGAAAAUUGCAGCAAGCCGGCAAACCGAAUCCAUUCUCUGGUUGA
This is a messenger RNA of Acanthocheilonema viteae, 432 nucleotides long. The record is from the annotation of a GenBank genome assembly. Lineage: Eukaryota; Metazoa; Nematoda; Chromadorea; Rhabditida; Onchocercidae.